Messenger RNA from Talaromyces proteolyticus, 2852 nucleotides. Its product is annotated as VID27 cytoplasmic protein-domain-containing protein. Lineage: Eukaryota; Fungi; Ascomycota; Eurotiomycetes; Eurotiales; Trichocomaceae. The transcript is spliced from 2 exons. The coding region runs from base 190 to 2550 and encodes 786 amino acids. Gene Ontology annotation, cellular component: cytoplasm; nucleus. The record is from RefSeq and is a predicted model, not a curated record.
CCCACCACAGAUCAAUUUUUUAUUUUUGAUCUCUCACCACUCCAGACGCAGCUGGCUUUGGUCACUUGCCACAUUCGUCGCAACAAAUCCUCGGCUGCUUCCCUCCCCGCGAUUUGAAUCUCCCCUCACUAAGCUGCUACUCUGAACAUUAGGACCAUACAGUGGUUGCAAGGGAAGUCGCCACCCAGGAUGUUUAUGCUCCGCAACGUGAGCAAAUAUCUCUUUGGAGACACUUCUAAAGAGGCAAUAAUCGACAUUCCACAGGGCCAACUCUAUCUGGUCCGCCCGUUAUCGCCGAAAGGAUACUCGGAGCUGAUAUUUAAAGACGCCGUUGCCACCAUCCGCCGGACUGGCCAAGAAUUCCAAUAUCAGCUUGUCGUGCAGAGGGCCUACGAGGAGGGUGAGGAAGAACUUGCUGAGGACGAGGACGAGCAGGGCGCAGUCGACGCAUUGGAUAAGGACGAGAGAGCUUUCCUGCUAGACGAAAAUCUUCAUUUCCGAUUGGCUGUUCGUGACGGCGGGGAGAAGGUACUUGCUUGGAAAGAUUUGAGUGGUGACGAAGGCGAUCUUUACGAAUUCGUGUGUGACUCUUCGGUGGCCAUAGACAAGACUACAACCUUUGAAUCCGCCGCAGUUCAGUGCCAGUACGAGAGAAAAUACAGGAAAAGCGCCGAGAGAGCUACAGCAGAAGAAUUAAAGCAAUUCUCAUUCGCCGACGAUAGCCCUGUUCCAUCUGCUAGUCCUAUUGACUCUCCCAAGGGCCCAACGUCCGCUGAAUCUGCAACAGCCAUGGCGAAAGACGUGGAAUAUGCGAAGGCGAAAGGAAGCAUCAAGCCCGCCCAAGACACAACCGCAGCCCCACCUUCUUCUGCUGCCCCAACCUCCGGGGAAGUCCUUGCGAAGGAACGCGCAGAGCUACACUUGUUCGAUUUCAACAGCGGUACAUUCGUGGUACAGGAUACUGAAGUUGUCGCCACAGUCACGGAAAUUGGAAACUGGCAAUACUGGCUUCAAAUUUCUGGGCAAGAUAAAGAAUGGCUUGGUCAACCUGUUAUCGCCGAUAUCAACCCUGUUUUCAAUUUUGAAUACCUUUCUUUCAUCUUCAAUCACUAUACUGAGGAUGGCUCAGCUUACUCAUGGCUGCUCCGGUUCAGGGACCAACCAACAGAGGAGAGAUUCCAGGAAGGCCUCAUGCAGGCACUGUGGGAGCAGUUGAAUGAGACCAAGUGGAUCAAGCAGAAGCAAGAUGACCGCGAGUAUGUCCUGGAUGCCUUUCAGGAUCUUACCAUGGAGGAUCAACCUGAAGCAGAAGAGGAGCCCGAAGAAGAAGCGGAAGAGGAAGAUGAAGAUGACGGACAGCGUAGUGAACACUAUGAUACUGAUGAGGAGGAAGAUGACGUUGUCACGAAACCUGAUGAUGGAAACGUCAACUCGCAGCUGGCUGUGGGCUACAAACAUGACCGGUCAUUCGUCGUUCGUGGUUCCGCGAUUGGUGUUUUCAAACACACUCCCAAUAACAAACUCGAAUUUUCCACCAAUAUCUCCAAAGUCGAAGCCCCUAAUGGCAAGCUUUUCAGCCCUAAGAAAGUCAUGCUUCAUGCAGAAGAUUCGAAUAUGAUUUUGCAGAAUGCUGCGAAUCCCAACUCGGUGUACCGCAUGGACCUUGAAUAUGGAAAGGUUGUUGAUGAAUGGAAGGUUCAUGAUGAUAUUGGAGUUACCACCUUUGCUCCAGAACAGAAAUUCUCACAAAUGACCUCAGCACAGCCAUUUUUGGGUGUUUCCAACAACGCUCUUUUUCGGAUUGAUCCUCGUCAGUCUGGCAACAAGUUGGUAGAGUCAAACCUGAAACAAUAUGCCAGUAAAAAUGACUUCUCGGCCACUGCCACAACCGAGAAGGGAUAUAUUGCUGUUGCCUCGAACAAGGGUGAUGUGCGUCUAUUUGAUCGUCUAGGAAUCAACGCCAAGACACAUAUUCCUGCUCUUGGGGAACAGAUCAUUGGUUUAGAUGUUUCUGCAGAUGGCCGCUGGGUCUUGGCCACUUGCCGCACAUAUCUACUUCUUAUGGACACCCUACAAAAAGAGGGCAAAAAUGAGGGCAAGCUUGGGUUUGAAAAGUCAUUCGCCAAGGACGCGAAGCCUCAGCCUCGUCGACUUGGCCUCCAACCAUCUCAUGUUGCUCAGUUCCAGCACGAGACUAAACAGCCUUUGUCGUUUACUCCUGCUCGCUUUAACACCGGUGUUGGCAGUGAUGAGACAUCUAUUAUUACGGCAACUGGUCCUUUCAUUGUCACGUGGAACAUGAAGAAGGUCAUUGCCGGAAGGAAAGAUCCCUACACCAUCAAGCGCUACGGCGAAAAUGUCAUGGCCGACAAUUUCCGAUUUGGCUCAGACAAGAAUGUCAUUGUUGCUCUACCCAACGAAGUCAACAUGGUACAGAAGAAGAGCUUCAAGAAGCCGACCCGCGAGAGCAUUGCGGCCCCAAUUACACCUUCUCGAAGAAGUGCAGCACACCGUUUAAGCAGGAAUGAUAUUGUAAAUUCCCCUUAUUAAUCGUUACACUCUACCAAUUUUUUCUUUCUGCUUAUGAAUGGGAAGUGGUAGGGAGGUGCUUCGUCUUUUGGUUUUCUCUUUUUGUUUCUUUCCUUCCUUAAUCGACGGCGUCUAGAUUGGCUUCUUUCAACAUUAUGAUUUCUUAUCCAUACCCCAUGCGCCACACAUCCGUAUUUCUUUUUGUUUUUCGUUUGGUUCACAAUCACCCAUGCGAUGACUGGACGAAAUAAUUCACGAAUAUCUCGGGAUCACAUCGCUGAGUAUUUCGGCGGCCAGUUCUUACCUGACGACGUCAGAUAUCA